Molecule: messenger RNA, 1758 nt
Organism: Sparassis crispa
Lineage: Eukaryota; Fungi; Basidiomycota; Agaricomycetes; Polyporales; Sparassidaceae
Exons: 9
Coding region: 1-1758 (585 amino acids)
Source: RefSeq, a predicted model, not a curated record
AUGGAUCCUGCUUAUCAGAACAGGAAGAUCGUCAACCUGAGCGACAAAGAGCUCAGAACCCUCAACUUCUUGGGCCAAAACGUUGCUCCGGGUGUCAGAGCCAUUGUCGACAAAGUGAAGGCUGACCCCGUGAACCUUGGCUCCAUGACCUGCUUCAUGGUCGACUGUCUCAAUCGCAGGUACUCAGCCCAGCCUCCCCCACAAGACGCUGUGGCAUCUUCCACCUCUCCCACCUUUCCCACCUCUCCAACCAUCAGCGAGGCCGAUACCAUCUUCUCGCAGCUCAGUAACGACUCAGACGCCCUCACAGUCAUUGCCCCCGCACUGAUCUCCAAGUUCGAGAUGAAGUACUGGUAUCACGGCAUCUCCGGCAACCCUCCCGAACUCAUGUGGCGUUCCGAUCUCGAGACCAACCCCUUCCCCAUCCCUGCGCUUGGAGCUCGCUUCUUCAAAAUCCCCCAAAAGACUGCCCAUGGUGUCUUCAAUACGCCGCUCAACGCUGACCGUGGCCUUAAGUACUCUGCGCUGAAGACAGCACGCUUCUCGACCGUCGAGGACGGCAAGGAAACUUUUGGCCCAGUCGUGGUGUGGAUCGCUGUUCGUCCCAACACCACCAAUGCCGAGGCUGUUUGUGAUGCCACACCCGACAUCCUUCAAAUCCUCGCUGACUUCCAGAUCACCGAUGUCGUUGUCGAGUGGUACGAAGGGGAGUCCGACGAUGCGCAGGGCACCCUCACGUUCCUGUUCCGGGAGGUGAAGACCAGCAAUGGCGACCCCAGCGAUAGGAUCCUUGCCCUCACCAACAAACACGUCGCCUCCGUCGACACGACCACCCAUUACGAGUUUGACGGGGCCAACCCUCAGCAUAUCCUUGUCUGUGGUGAAUGCCGUCUCACUCGUGCCGUCGUCGAGAUUGAAGACACCCUCAACACAGGGCUUCACGAUGCCGUUAGACUUGCCGGAGAAUUGGCAGACUUGGGGUUGAAGCCGGCCAGGAAGAACAGCACGGCCCUGGGACGCAAGCAGAUCGCCUUGGAUGCCAAGAACGAAGACAACGCCACUCUCCAGAUGCUCUUUGCCGAAGUCCAAGCCCAGUGGCAGGAUAUCAACGGCCGCAGGUUCGGUGAUGUCGACUGGGCUCCCGAGAUCUCCGUCAGGGUUGACGACCGUCACUACACUCGCGACAUUGCCACAUUCACUGUCGAUGAGGCAAAGCUCGAGAAUUUUGAGCGUAACAUUGUUGACCUGGGAAACCAAUACAGCGCCGGUGAGCUCGAGGAUCUCUUCUGGCCCAUCGCUGCCGUUCGAGAGGGCAGGACCAUCCCAGCCGACCUCCAGCUCCCCAUUCAUCGCACUCUGCCUCGCCGCCUUGUCAACAAUCCCGACACGGAGGACAAGAAUGGCGAGCCUCUUUAUAUUGUCGCCAAGUACAGCAACACGACUAAGCUCACAUUGGGCCGCUAUUCCGGCAUGGAGGCCUAUACCUGCACCGACCUCGGACUCGAGUCCAGGGAAGUGGUCAUCUAUAACUAUAGCAAGAAAUCUGGCGACUUUUCAGAUCAUGGCGAUUCGGGAUCUCUCAUCUUCAUGGGUUCUGGUGACGGGCUCGCCAUCCUGUACUCAGGAAUGCCUCGAGGUAUGAAUAAUCACGUCACCUAUGGUACGCCCCUCUGGUGGGUCAUGAAGCAGAUCCUCGACAAGUACUGGAUCGUCGACUUCUCUCUCAGAGCUCUUUCUUUUAAGCCUUUCGCCAUGUAA